Messenger RNA from Chara braunii, 1387 nucleotides. The record is from the annotation of a GenBank genome assembly. Lineage: Eukaryota; Viridiplantae; Streptophyta; Charophyceae; Charales; Characeae.
UGAUUUUUUUUUUUUUUUUUUUUUUUUUUUUGGUUACACGGUGAAUUUCAUGGAUCCCGCCGAAACAAACAUAGAGGUAGGAGUGCCAAUCGCCGAAGGAGCUCUUCAACGACCACCCCGCUGGUGCGUAGAGCAAACAUCACGCUUCGGAAUUCAAAGCGGCUUCAAAUUUCACGAAAGUGAAACGGAGAACUUGAAGUGGAACGAAGGAGGUGGAGGUGGAGGUGAGGUGGUGGGUGAGUGAGAGUGGUCAACGUCCUUCUUCAAGUUGGAAGCUCGCAGCUAUGGCGGCAGUUGAUAUGGAGGGCGGAGGGGGAUGGAAGCAACGACAUGGAAGUCGACGACAAGUCUCCCUCUCGGCGGCCUGGGAAUUUCCCCUGCUGCUGCUCCUGAUUGCUCUCAUCCAGCUGACUGCGAUGGCAUCGGCUGCGUGCUGUGACGGCAAGGGUACUGGUCUUUUUGCGGACAAAGUGGCGGGCUGCAGGCAAUUCUGCAAUUGCGUUAACGGGCAAGGAGUUUCACAGCCCUGCCCUGCGGGGUUGCUGUUUAAUGAAGCUAUAGGUGUCUGCGAUUGGCCUCAAAACGUGAACUGUGCGGGGGCAUCUCCUCCUCCUCCUCCUCCUCCUCCUCCUCCUCCUCCCCCACCUCCUCCUCCUCCCACUGAUCCGAACGCCCGUCCGAAGAUGGACAGCAUAUUGACGUCGAACCUGUACGAGACUAUCUUCAAACACCGUAACUCGUUUUAUACGUACGACGCGCUCAUUAGUGCGGCCGCGUAUUAUCCUGCUUUCGCUACAGAAGGUACACUCGAUCAGCGAAAGCGAGAGGUAGCGGCCUUCCUGGCACACAUCAGCCACGAAACAACGGGCGGGUGGCCCACCGCCCCAGAUGGGCAGUAUGCAUGGGGUCUAUACUUCAAGGAAGAGGUGGCCUGCGCUCCAGGUGGCACCGCGGCAGGGUCCGACGCAUGUAAAUAUUGUGUGGCGAGCACGGAAUAUCCUUGUGCCCCUGGCAAGACUUACCACGGCCGCGGUCCAAUACAGUUAUCUUACAACUACAACUACGGGUUGGUGGGAAAUCAUCUUAAUCUUGACCUUCUGAACGACCCCGAUUACGUCACGCGAGAUGCCGUCGUUGCGUUCCGCACUGCGAUCGACUUCUGGAUGACGCCACAGGCACCCAAGGAAGCGAUCAUUGGUUCCACCAGAACAUCCAGCACCAUCGCUGAUAUCGCGCCUCAGAGUUCCUUUAGUCCUUUUCUCGCAGAUCAGUUGGCAACCGCCUCCAGCCUGGUCUUGAGUGACUACGAGAACCACAAUUAUAACAAGAUCGAGGAGGGAACUGACCUGCCAUAAUGCUCAAACCAGAAUGAAGCUAGCCUCAGAGU